Molecule: messenger RNA, 2983 nt
Organism: Sebastes umbrosus (honeycomb rockfish)
Lineage: Eukaryota; Metazoa; Chordata; Actinopteri; Perciformes; Sebastidae
Gene: timm44
Product: translocase of inner mitochondrial membrane 44 homolog (yeast)
Exons: 13
Coding region: 99-1484 (461 amino acids)
Biological process (GO): protein import into mitochondrial matrix
Cellular component (GO): mitochondrial inner membrane
Molecular function (GO): protein-folding chaperone binding
Source: RefSeq, a predicted model, not a curated record
AUGUUGUUUGUAAAUUUGAAUUUGUUUAAUAAAUUUAAAAAAGAAUUAAAAAAUAAAAAAGGUCACACCGGAAGAAGGUCACAGGCAUUACGUUCAAGAUGGCGUCCCCCCUGUGUCAGUGUUACCAGAUGUGUAUGAGAAGAGGCUUGGUGGCAUUCCCUUACUCUUACCUGCUACUUCACAAAAGACCCAAUGUCUACAGGAUACGUGGGAUCCUCCUCAAAUGUUCUUCACAGGUGCCUCAGUCACCUCUUCUGCAGGUACGGUAUUUGUCAGGGGAGAGAGGCGGUGGCAGAAGAGGUUUCAUAGGGGAGCUUCUGGAGAACAUUAAGCAAGAGCUAAACAAGAGCAAAGAAAUGAAAGACAACAUCAGGAAGUUCCGGGAAGAGGCCAAGAAACUGGAGGAGUCAGAUGCAUUGAAACAAGCUCGAAGGAAAUAUAAAACUAUAGAGUCUGAAACGGUGAAGACCUCCGAUGUGCUCAGGAAGAAGUUGGGAAACAUCUCUGAGACAGUUAAAGAGGGACUAGAGGAGGUCAGUCGUACAGAAAUUGGGAAGAAAAUCAAGGAUGGAAUGGAGGAAGCAGCCAAAACAGCGAAGACCUCAGCAGAGUCUGUAUCUAAAGGUGGAGAGAUGUUGGGGAAGAGUGGUGCGUUCAGAGCAAUAUCACAGGGCAUGGAGAGUGUGAAGAAAGAGAUCGAUGACCUGGGUCACACCGGCCCUUAUCGGCCUCCUGCCAGACUCAGGAAGAGGAGUGAGUUCUCCUCCAAGGGGGCAGGGGAUGACAGCAAGGUCUUCGAAGCCAACGAGGAAGCAAUGGGUGUGGUGCUCCACAAAGACUCAAAAUGGUACCAGCAGUGGAAGGACUUUAAAGACAACAAUAUGGUCUUCAACAGGUUCUUUGAGAUGAAGAUGAAGUAUGAUGAGAGCGAGAACACCCUCAUCAGAGCAUCUCGUGCCGUCACCGACAAGAUGACUGACAUCUUAGGUGGGCUGUUUUCUAAGACGGAGAUGUCUGAAGUACUAACAGAGAUCUUGAAGGCAGACCCAUCCUUUGACAAAGAUUCUUUCCUCAAGCAGUGUGAACGAGAUAUCAUCCCCAACAUACUGGAGGCGAUGAUCCAAGGGGAGCUGGAGGUGCUGAAGGACUGGUGUUAUGAAGCGACAUACAGCCAGCUGGCACACCCAAUUCAGCAAGCCAAAGCCAUGGGACUUCAGUUUGACUCUAAGAUCCUGGACAUUGACAGUAUUGAUUUGGCCAUGGGGAAGAUGAUGGACCAGGGCCCAGUGCUGAUUAUCACCUUCCAGGCUCAGUUAGUCAUGGUGAUCCGAAACACCAAAGGAGAGGUGGUGGAGGGAGACCCUGAAAAAGUGCUCAGGAUGAUGUACGUGUGGGCUCUGUGUCGAGACCAGGAGGAGCUCAACCCGUAUGCUGCCUGGAGACUACUCGACAUCUCUGCCUCCAGCACCGAGCAGAUCCUCUAAGACUCUUUGAUACGCUAAAGAGAGAGAGAACAUGCUGUACCUAAACAGGUCCUGGAGCUGGCUGGGAAGAAGGGGCGGCAUGAAGAUGAGGGACAGACAAGUGGGACACUUCACAGCAGUAAUAUUGCUAAGUCGUGUUUCUAAACGCUUCACUUUCUCUUUUUUUUACUACACUGGUUUUGGGUUCGGUCACUGCAAUCUCUGGGUUUUCUCUGAAUGCUUGACAGUUAUUUCUAGCCGUUCCUCUGGCUCCCACUAGGGGGCGGUAGACUACCAACAACUCUCUGUCACUGUACUUUCUGCAAUGCCUCUGUGGCUGUCCAUUUAUUGAAUCUAUGUGGUGCAGGGCAACCAUUACCAUUUAAGGGAUACAGGAAGUUAUUUAACGUGGGCUCUGUCCAUCAGUCCCUCACUCUCUCUCUCUCUCUCUCUUCCUCUCUGAGGCGUUGUUAUCUUGGUGGUUGGUGGUGAGUUGUGGCCAGUCAGUACUCUCCUAGAUUCUUGUUUGUAUAAUAAUUGUCCACUGUAAUUGUUAAAAUGUGAGAAAAUCUAUAUUUAUUAUGAAAAAUAAAGAUGACCCCUGUUUUUCACACUAGCAGACAUUUUUAACCUUCUACUCUGCAAAUAGUUAAACUUCUCUCCUGAUCUGGAGGAUAUUACGUGAUUCCUUCUAGGGCAGUCGCUAAUUAUUUUUUUAAAAUUAAAUCCUCAAGCGGGAUUUUUUGCUAUAUUUCCUUUGGGAAAAAUGCUGCCUGAGUGAAUUUUUACAGUUGUAUUUCCGGAGCAGAUCUAGAGCACUCAUUUGCUUUGAGUGAAAUGUAGCUGCCUUGGUAAAACGGAUUAUAGUGAAUUGCAUUUGACAGCUUCCUUGGUCUGCGGUAUAUUACCUUUCAGUCCUGACAUUAACACCAUGUGCCAUCGUACAGUUGUGCUCAGAUGACAUGCUUUGACCUCCAGUGUUGUGGAGGGUUAUAAAUCACUGCUACAUGUGUUCAAUGUGCCAUGUUGUUACCUACACACCAGAACAAUAUGGCCUACAUCAACAAACCUCUCUUCGACAAAACAAUGGAGGUUGCAAAGGCUAAAGGGCACCAAAUCUCACCAAUAAUCUGUCAGCCUUACGAUUUGUCAUCACAUGUCCAUGAUGGGGUUAGAGGUCGCCUCUGGAUACUGUCUGCAUGUCUUUGGCGAUCCUCUGCUGGCUGUGUGGGCAAAUAUAUUUCACUGAAACACCUUUAGCGUGAAUAGACAAGUAAUUUGGAUUCAUGAUGAGGACAAUUACACCUCAUUACAGGCCUAUUUUAUGCACAGAUUUCAUUUUGUGUUGGUAACAGACAAUAGUUUAUAUAAGGUCCGAGUAUGCAGAUUGCAAACAAAGCUGCAUCAUACUGAGACUUUUUCUCUUGUCAAGCCAACAGGAAAUCCUUUUUUUCUUCCCUGCAUUUUGCCCAUUUCCACUCUGUAAGAUGUCACCACCUCAAUUAAAAUGUCAGAUUUUU